This is a messenger RNA of Gopherus flavomarginatus (Mexican gopher tortoise), 7653 nucleotides long. It is a transcript of the gene LATS1, whose product is annotated as large tumor suppressor kinase 1. Gene Ontology annotation, biological process: hippo signaling; regulation of organ growth; positive regulation of apoptotic process. The record is from RefSeq and is a predicted model, not a curated record. Gene Ontology annotation, molecular function: protein serine/threonine kinase activity; ATP binding; protein binding. NCBI's taxonomy places the organism in Eukaryota, Metazoa, Chordata, Testudines, Testudinidae. The transcript has 8 exons. Bases 480 to 3896 code for a protein of 1138 amino acids. Gene Ontology annotation, cellular component: spindle pole.
CGCGCAGGGCCCGGCCCGGAAUGCUGACUCCGAGCUACUCGCAUUCCAGCCCAGAGGGAGCAGCAGGGAAUACGCGCAAAGGAGGCCGGGAACUGCCCAUAUCCGGGAAACCCUCUGCGCCAGACCCACCGAGAACAUGGCGGCCCGGAACUGAGCCCCACGGGGGGUGGGGGAGGGGACGAGCUGCCACCAGCACCGGGGAACCGAACGGCGCUGCCGCCACCCCCCCCCUCGGGCGGAGCCCAGCGCCGCACGCAGCGCGCCGCGGCCCGCAACACGCGUGGGCCUGGGGCGACGCCGCCGCCUUGUCCCCGCAGGGUGGCUGACUUUGUUGUUGUGAAUUUCAGCACUGUUGGAACCACAAGUAGUGGUGAAUGUUUUCACUCUUGCUUAAGAGUGAGUUCUGAAACUACCAACGAGCCUUUCUUGAAAUUUUUGUGGCUGAAUCCUUGGUGGAGGUUACAUAGAUACAUGUUUUCAUGAAGAGAAGUGAGAAGCCGGAAGGAUAUAGACAAAUGAGGCCUAAGACUUUUCCUGCUAGUAACUACACUGGCAGCAGCCGGCAAAUGUUACAAGAAAUACGAGAGAGCCUUAGGAAUUUGCCUAAGCCCUCAGAUGCUGCUAAGGCUGAGCACAAUAUUGGUAAAAUGUCAGCUGAAGAUCCCAGACAAGGCCGAAAUCCCCCCAAAUUUGUAACAUACCAUAAAGCUUUGCAAGAAAUUCGAAACUCCCUGCUGCCUUUUGCAAAUGAAACCAGCUCCUCAGCCAGGGGAACAUCUGAAAUCAAUCGACAAAUGCUACAAGACUUACAGGCUGCUGGGUUUGAUGAGGAUAUGGUUGUACGAGCUCUUAGGCAAACCAACAGCCGUAGUAUAGAAGCAGCAAUUGAAUUCAUAAGUAAAAUGAGCUACCAAGAUCCUCGUCGGGAGCAGAUGGCUGCAGCAGCAGCCAGACCUGUUAAUGCAGGCAUGAAACCACCAGUAGGUGGUGUGCAGCAAUCAAUUAACCGCAAACAGAGCUGGAAAGGUUCUAAAGAGUCCUUGGUACCUCAGAGACAUGGCCCUCCAUUGGGAGAUAGUGUAGCUUAUCGUUCAGAAAGUCCAAGUUCUCAGUCAGAUGUAGGAAGGCCCUUAUCUGGUUCUGGAUUAGCAGCAUUUGCUCAGGCUCAUCCUGGCAAUGGACAAAGAGUGAAUCCACCUCCUCCACCACAAGUAAGGAGUGUUACUCCCCCUCCUCCUCCUCCAAGAGGGCAGACUCCUCCACCAAGAGGAACAACUCCUCCACCUCCUUCCUGGGAACCAAAUGCUCAAACAAAACGUUAUUCUGGAAGCAUGGAAUAUAUGAUCUCUCGCAUUUCUCCAGUACCACCAGGAGCAUGGCAGGAUGGCUAUCCGCCGCCGCCAAUGAAUCCAUCACCCAUAAGUUCUUCUACACCGGGACAAAGAGGCAUUAAUUCUGUUCCUCUUGGCAGGCAACCAAUAAUCAUGCAGAGUUCUGCCAAUAGCAAGUUUAGUUUUCCAUCAGGAAGAGCUGGAAUGCAAAAUGGCAAUUGUCAGACUGAUUUCAUGGUUCAUCAGAAUGUUAUAUCUGGGAACUCAGUCAAUCGUCAGCCACCCCCUCCGUACCCAAUAUCCCCAACUAAUAGGCAAAGUCCUACAGCAUUGCAGAUGCAAGCAGGAGGAUCUGUUCCUCCUUCAGCAUACACCAAUGGAAACAUUCCUCAGUCCAUGAUGGUGCCAAAUAGAAACAGCCACAACAUGGAACUUUACAAUAUAAAUCUACCUGGAAUACCAAUGUCCUGGUCACAGCCUUCAUCUGCUCCACCCCAAUCACCACCUGGCAGUGGACAUGAAAUCCCUACAUGGCAACCCAACAUUCCAGUAAGAUCAAAUUCUUUCAAUAACCCUCAUGGAAAUAGACAGAGUCACUCUAGCAAUUCUCAGCCUUCAGCCACCACAGUAACAGCUAUAACCCCAGCUCCCAUUCAGCAGCCAGUAAAAAGUAUGCGAGUAUUAAAGCCAGAGCUGCAGACUGCCUUAGCACCAACUCAUCCUUCUUGGAUGCCGCAGCCAAUGCAAGCUAUCCAACCAGUCCCCUUCUCUGAGAGCCCAUCUACCAACAUGGCAGUUAUGACACCUGUUGCAGAAGCUCCAAAUUACCAAGGUCCUCCACCACCUUACCCAAAACACUUGCUGCACCAGAAUCCAUCUGUCAGUCCACAUGAGACAGGAACCAAACCUAGCAAAGAAGAUCAUCCCAGCUUACCUAAGGAAGAAGAGAGUGAAAAGAAUAAUGAAUGUGUUGAUGGGACAGACAAAGAAAAAAAACAAAUAACAACCUCACCUGUUCCUGUUAGGAAAAAUAAGAGAGAUGAAGAGCGAAGGGAGUCUCGCAUUCAAAGCUAUUCUCCUCAGGCCUUUAAAUUCUUCAUGGAGCAACAUGUGGAAAACAUACUCAAGUCUCAUCAGCAACGAUUGCAUCGUAAGAAACAACUAGAGAAUGAAAUGAUGCGGGUUGGGUUGUCCCAAGAUGCCCAGGAUCAAAUGAGAAAAAUGCUGUGCCAGAAGGAAUCUAACUACAUUCGUCUCAAAAGGGCUAAAAUGGACAAAUCAAUGUUUGUAAAAAUUAAGACUCUUGGCAUUGGGGCAUUUGGAGAGGUCUGCCUAGCAAGGAAAGUGGACACUAAUGCUUUAUAUGCAACAAAAACCCUGCGGAAGAAAGAUGUGCUGCUUCGGAACCAAGUUGCUCAUGUUAAAGCUGAGCGGGAUAUCCUUGCAGAGGCUGACAAUGAGUGGGUGGUUCGCCUGUACUAUUCAUUCCAAGAUAAGGACAAUUUGUACUUUGUAAUGGAUUACAUUCCAGGAGGUGAUAUGAUGAGCCUAUUAAUAAGAAUGGGUGUCUUCCCAGAAAAUCUGGCACGGUUCUAUAUAGCAGAGCUGACCUGUGCAGUUGAAAGUGUUCACAAGAUGGGCUUCAUUCACAGAGACAUUAAACCUGAUAACAUUUUGAUUGAUCGUGAUGGUCAUAUUAAACUGACUGACUUCGGGCUUUGUACAGGUUUUCGAUGGACACAUGAUUCCAAAUACUAUCAGAGUGGUGACCAUUCACGUCAAGACAGCAUGGAUUUCAGUAAUGAAUGGGGUGAUCCAGCAAACUGUAGAUGUGGAGACAGGCUUAAGCCACUUGAGCGUAGGGCAGCACGUCAGCAUCAGCGUUGUUUGGCACAUUCACUUGUUGGCACACCUAAUUACAUUGCACCAGAAGUACUGUUACGAACAGGAUAUACACAACUGUGCGAUUGGUGGAGUGUUGGAGUAAUUCUCUUUGAAAUGUUAGUGGGGCAGCCUCCCUUCCUGGCACAAACACCACUGGAAACACAAAUGAAGGUUAUCAAUUGGCAAACAGCUCUUCACAUCCCACCUCAAGCUAAAUUGACUCCAGAGGCUUCUGACCUUAUUAUCAAACUCUGCCGAGGGCCAGAAGACCGCUUAGGCAAAAAUGGUACAGAUGAAAUAAAAGCUCAUCCAUUUUUUAAAGCUAUUGAUUUUUCAAGUGAUCUACGACAGCAGACUGCUUCAUAUGUUCCUAAAAUUACACAUCCCACAGACACAUCCAAUUUUGACCCAGUUGAUCCCGAUAAGUUAUGGAGUGAUGAUAAGGAAGGAAAUGUAAAUGAUACACUGAAUGGAUGGUACAAAAACGGGAAACACCCUGAACAUGCUUUUUAUGAGUUCACAUUUCGAAGAUUUUUUGAUGACAAUGGCUACCCUUACAACUGCCCUAAACCCAUUGAAUAUGAAUACAAUAAUCCACAAAACUUGGAGCAGCAAUCAGAUGACGAUGAUGAUGAGCAGGCAGGCAAAGCGGUUCAAAAUCGUGAUCUAGUUUAUGUUUAGCAGAGGAGUUGAAGAUAUUUGAACCGUAUGUUUUGAACUUGGGAUUUUUCAUAAAUCCCCUGUGAUGAGAGAAUUAACAUAAGAUUGCUUGGGUAAAUAUAUGCACACUUUAUAUAAAAAAAAAUACCAUUAUCACAGAGUUCUGUAUUUUUCCUUUCUGUACAUUUUGUUUUCCCAAAAUGCAGGGAAAUCAUUUUAAAACGUUAAUUUAUUCCAGCAUUAUUAAUCAUUAAUUUAGAAAAUAAUUGAUGUUAGGAAAAAUAAAUUAUGAACUGAGUUUUAUGAUCAGUUCUUUGUACUUUAAGUACUCAAUAUAGGAAAUAGUGAUUUCUUAAAAGGAGAUGCCUGUUAUCUAUUUGUACAUAGGCUAAAUAAUUUUUUAAAAAAAUCUUUGUUCCAGACUUAAACAGUUCUGCCUUGCUUUGACCAAAUAUAAAUCUUAUCAUACACUUACAAAACUGAUACCUCUCUGAUACAAGGCUGCUGUACCAUGGCUUCCCACAAUAUCAAGCUCCAUUGUUAGCAAAAUUAAGCCUGUUUGAUAAGUAAUUCCCAGUUACUACAGCUUUGAAAAUAGGAAGCAUCAGUCUCUGUUGUAAUGUGACUAUAAAUGGUUAAAAAAAACUUAGGGUUUUUAUUUAUAUUUAACUUAAAAUUAUAUUGAAAUCUAUAACUAGAUUUAGGGCACUGUGAUACCUAAAACCAGUAAUAGUAUUUACUUAGUAGCAAUUUAGCUCUCUCCCUGUCAGCCCUUCUUAAAGAUGUGGGAGGAAUGAAGCUUUAGAAAAAAAUAGCCUGAAAUCUGCUCUAACUUCAUUUUUUGACUGAAGCCAAACUGUGCUGACUCUAAAACUCUGUUCCAAUCAGAAUAAUUAUAGCUUGAAAAGUUGUUUUUAAAAUGGUUCUGUUUCUUGCUCCAGCCUUUUAGUUGGUUAUCAGGAAGGACUGAGAGUAUGAUACGUGGCUUUCAUUAGGCUUUUGUGCUGCGAAGACCAGUUUUGUGUGUUAAACCUUAACCAGUGGGAAACACUGCUGUGCGUGUACCUGGGAACAAACAAGUUAAGCUGUUUGUUUCCCCCUUGUUACAUUUCUGUCAUUGACAGUUUAAUUCAAAGCAGAUUUACCUCUGUGGUGUUUGAUACUGCGAUAGCAGAUGCAUAUAAUUCUGAAUACUGGUUUCAUGGCAUUCAAGCAGCAGCUGAGCAGAAGUUCUAGUAUCACAGCCUUAAGAUGCAAAAUUAAUAAGCCUUUUGUGAUGCUCAGAGGAGAGCACCCACUCACAAGACCAGCAGUUGUUUCAGGUGUGGAAAGAGAGAGUAAUGCCCCUCGAUCCCAUAGCCAGCAGUUUUUUUGAGGGACAGAGGGAAAUCUAAGUUGUUUUUUUAAAAAAUAAAUAAAAAUUUAAACAUACUUUUAAACAACCACAGUUUCCCCACUCCUGGGUUGAAGUCCCAUCUGUUAAUAUCAAUGAGACAUUUUUAACAUCAGUGCGUCUUGUUUACUCCGAUCAUCCAGGCCAUUAUUCUAGAAUUCUUGCUCCCUAAGCAUCAUGAAACCACACUCAGAGCUGGUAUCACAGCAGUGUAAGGAGUACGUGCAGUACCACUAUGGUGCUCUCAUGAUAAAUGUCUUUUAAAAAUAAGUUUAAGAAGAGUCCUGUUUUUUAUGGAUAUUUACUUAUCUUUCUGUUCUGAAGCAUCUACCAUGGUGAAAAUAUAUUUAUGUAAAAAUAUGCAUUCCUUAUAAUAAAAAAAAGCUGUUUAUCUAUGAUCUCAAUAGGACAUGAAUCAGUAAAACACAAUUCAAGUCCUGUAUGCCUGUCUUAAAGAAAGCUGUUCUAUCUCAACAUUUCUAAGAUCUAUAAUGUUUAGCUUCAACAUUAUAAAAUGGAUGCAAUAUAUAAAUACUUCAGCUUUUUAUUUUUGUUUGUAAAAAUAGGCUUUAUUUCACAGUAAAUAAUCAUUUAAAGGACUGUCUUUAUUCAUAAUGUUGGUAAGUGUCCCAGUAAAACUGGCAGUUUUAAUCUCAUUUACUUGUCCUGCAGUAAAGUGUAAUAUAUUACUAGUUAAAACCAAUUUAAUCAAGUGAGCAUUAUUUGUGGGCAUGUAAUAAAUAAAACUUCCUUAGACAAUGCUGUCACCUUUCAAUUACAAAUACAAUUUUUAUAAUUGAUUAUCUGAGCAUAUUUCUCCUUUCCCAGUCCAUCAGGAUCUAGACUUGUGAUUGGUCUUAGCCAAACAGUGAUGGGUUUUAGCUGAAGAAAGAUGUCCUUUCCAAGGCAGUUCCAUUCUACAUAAGGAAGUUAAAUCCAAAAGGAAUUCCUAUUAAACCAAAAUAAUUGAUAUUUUAAUAUAAUAUGCAUAGUACUGAAAUAUGAGAUACCGCUUUGCCAUUUUGAAACACUUAAAUAUAUUUGUCCUGAGAAACUGGUAGUAUUUCCAAUUAUCUGCCAUUACAUUUCUGAUAUUCCUAAUUUCUUAAGUUUGCAGUCUAGAUGCUGCAGUACUCCAUAAAUGUAUUUCUCUCCUGGAUCUCCCAGUGCAUUACAGCGCUAAGUCUUGCUCUGAGAGAACAGAAAAUAUCCUCAUAAACAAUUGUGUUAUCUCAGUUCGCCAAUGUAUUGCCCUGUGCUCAUGUGGGUAAACUCCCUUUGACUACAGUAGUAGUUCCAAACUUGGAUCCAGGACAUGUUGUGACCUUUAGUGUCUACUGUUUACAAUAUUGAUAUUUCAGUCCUUCAUAAAUUUUGCUCUAGAAUCUUCUGGGGCAUUGAAAUUCAGAUUGAUCUUUGAUCGGACUAGUUUGUAUUGAGAACAGAGGAGAGAUGCUUAAAACCAGCAGCUGUGAGAUUGUAUAAUCACAGUUUUAGUUCGGACUUCUUGAAAAUAUUUUCAAUUGUAAAGAAUUAAAAUGUUACUGGCUUUUAUUGCCUUAUGUAUACAUAUAAAUUGUAUUUAUAAAAUGUUCUGUAAUCAUGUAACUAUUGUAAAUACUGUUCUUAUGUAUUCAAUUAUAUUCUAUCCUAGGGCAGGCCCUUUUGCUGUAUCUUUUCUAUCUUCAUAUUUCUAAUAGAAUCAAUAGAAUGUAUGACUAGAAAGUCAUUUUGAGACUGACUUAAAAAAAUCUUCUGCUGUUGCUAAUUGCGAAGCUGAGAGUGGGUAUGAUUUAUUUGGACUUAAUUUUAUUUAGUUAUUAGCAAAUGCAGUGGUUGGAUUUUUAGACGCCGCUGUUGUUACCCUACAUACCAUAAAACUCCGUUCCAAAUGUUGUUGGUAUUUAAAAUCAGACAUUUAAUCUGUUUGCUUUAAUUCAACCAAAGCAAAGAGAGAUCAAAUUUCAGUCAACAUAAGGGUAAAAUGUUAUGAGUGCCUUAACAUGCUUUUGAGCAAAGGCACUAUUCAAGUUUACUAUUGUAUUUUGUGUGUGUGUGUGUGUGUGUGUCUUUUGUAUGAUAAAUGUUCUGCUGACAAAACACUACAAUUUUAUAAAAUGACACUAGAUCAAGAGAAGGAAUUGCAGCCUUCAUGGACAAUAUAAAUCAUCUUUGCAUACUUCUGAAUGUAACAGCUGUUGGUAAUCAGUGACAUACCCUAUACCUAGUUUAUGAAUGUUUCAUUUUUUUCCAAAUCAGUUUCUCUAAGGUAAUAUCUGCUAGGAUAAUAAAGAAUAAAGUACAGUAAAUCUUUUUCCUUAUACAUGGUAAAUAAAUUCUGGUUCUACUAAUCAAAUACACGUUAAAAUUUUAAAUUGUUCAAAA